GGUAUUCCCACCGCCGCCGCCGUGUCAGAAUACCGGGUCAGCCGCUCGUCUCUUCUCUGCAGUAGAACCUUACCUGUUCCUUGGUCCAGCACUGUACAGUCUUCAGUAUCUUUAGUGUGGGCUCUCGGCUGUCUGCAGUCUCUUAGUCAUCCCCUGUACUGUCUGCAGUCUCUGGUCAUCUCCUGUACUGUCUGCAUUCUCUGGUCAUCCUCUGUACUGUCUGCAUUCUCUGGUCAUCCUCUGUACUGUCUACAUUCUCUGGUCAUUUCCUGUACUGUCCGCAGUCUCCGGUCAUCCCCUGUACUGUCCGCAGUCUCUUGGUCAUCCCCUGUACUGUGUACAGUAUCUGGUCAUCCCCUGUACUGUCCGCAGUCUCUUGGUCAUCACCUGUACUGUCCGCAGUCUCUGGUCAUCUCCUCUAGUUUGUCCGCAGUCUCUUGGUCAUCCCCUGUACUGUGUCCGCAGUCUCUUGGUUAUCCCCUGUACUGUCCGCAGUCUCUUGUCAUCCCCUGUACUAUCCGCAGUCUCUGGUCAUCCCCUGUACUGUCCGCAGUCUCUGGUCAUCCCCUG
This is a messenger RNA of Staurois parvus, 570 nucleotides long. Lineage: Eukaryota; Metazoa; Chordata; Amphibia; Anura; Ranidae. The record is from the annotation of a GenBank genome assembly.